AUGGCCCAGCAGUGGGACGACGCGCUGUCCAAGGCCCGGUUCGAGUUCCGCUGGGAUGACCAGUUCAACCUGGCCCUGGACCCGGACACGGCCCGCGACUACCACGACGAGACGCUGCCGGCCACGGGCGCCAAGGUGGCCCACUUCUGCUCGAUGUGCGGGCCCAAGUUCUGCGCCAUGAAGAUCACGCAGGACGUACGGGAGUACGCCAGGGACCAGGGCUUAACCGUGGAAACGGCCUUCGACAAGGGCAUGGAAGAGAAGUCCAAGGAGUUCCGCGAAGCCGGGAGCAAGAUUUACCAGAAGGCAUAG
This is a messenger RNA of Geodia barretti, 312 nucleotides long. NCBI's taxonomy places the organism in Eukaryota, Metazoa, Porifera, Demospongiae, Tetractinellida, Geodiidae. The record is from the annotation of a GenBank genome assembly.